AUGUUUAGUCAGGACCUUCUGUAUAUAGUCUUUCUGGGAACAUCAAUAAUUGCCGGGUGUAUUGUCAGAAGUUCACGAGGCGACGCUAAACGUUUCGCUUGUCUAAUUCUUGGUCUCUCGUCUGCUAUAAUUAUUUGUGGAUUUGAAGUAUGGCACGCUUUCAUACUAGUUGGAGGAUUUGUAAUAUUUAAUUCUCUCGUUGCUUUCAGGUUUAUUCAUUUUGCCGUAUUUUUAUGGGGAUUUUCAUACCUGAUCUUUUUCCACACUGCUCACUUUUAUGGCUUUUCGAAACCAUCUCCACUAACACAAAUGCUUCAUCUAUUUUUAACGCUCAAAAUUGUUGGUGUAUCUUUCGAACUUCAUGACACAUGGGCUAUCAUCAAUAAAAUAAAGUCAAACAAUGCCAACAAUAUUUCUGAUAACUCAUCAAAUUUACGGCUCAAAUACAAGGGCAUAAUGACAACGUCUUAUGACGUUGUUUGUUAUGCCUUUUGUUAUAUAGGAAUGUUAACAGGGCCUUACUAUACAUACCGAACAUUCGACGAUAUGCUUAGAGGUUGGCCAACGAAAGCACCAAGGUUAUCCAGUGGCCCAUUCUUAAGACGUCUUCAAGAUGUUCCAUUUUUCGCUUUUCUCUACCUCGUUGGCGCCUAUUUCAUUGAUUUUGAUGUACUUCAUGAUCCUGCAUUUCAUGAAGAGAACCUUCUAUACCGUCUGGCAUACAUUGCAGCCAUCUUCUUUGUCUACCGAAUGCGACUCUAUUUCGCUUGGGUUAUGGGCGAAUGCGUUUGUAUGAGCGUUGGGUUGGGAGCUUAUCCAGCCAUCUCACGACCUGUUGUGGGCGAUGGACCAACAGAUCUCGUGGCACUUGAUAGGUAA
This is a messenger RNA of Rodentolepis nana, 879 nucleotides long. The record is from the annotation of a GenBank genome assembly. Lineage: Eukaryota; Metazoa; Platyhelminthes; Cestoda; Cyclophyllidea; Hymenolepididae.